Messenger RNA from Penicillium hordei, 1575 nucleotides. RefSeq lists its product as uncharacterized. The record is from RefSeq and is a predicted model, not a curated record. Gene Ontology annotation, cellular component: nucleus. NCBI's taxonomy places the organism in Eukaryota, Fungi, Ascomycota, Eurotiomycetes, Eurotiales, Aspergillaceae. The transcript is spliced from 10 exons. Gene Ontology annotation, molecular function: zinc ion binding; transcription cis-regulatory region binding; DNA-binding transcription factor activity, RNA polymerase II-specific. Bases 1 to 1575 code for a protein of 524 amino acids. Gene Ontology annotation, biological process: positive regulation of transcription by RNA polymerase II.
AUGUCUCCAAGGAAUCGCCUAGUGGCUGGCUGCCAACGAUGUCGUGUCCGACACCUAAAAUGCGAUAUUAAUGACCUGGGUUGCGAGCACUGUCAACAAGCUGGUGUGGGUUGUGACAGGACCAAUAUCCGGUUUCGCAAUGGCCUCUCAUUAGCCAAAGAGGCUGAGCUUGCCUUUUCGGGGGGCUGCUGGCCCCAACUGCGUGGCAAAGUGCGCUUCCAUGACGAAACACCCGAAAUCGCUAGCCUGUACUCGACUAUUCAGGAUAGCCAGUCGGAUUUUAUCAACGACUCUAGUUACAGGUUAGCAGUCGGGCUGAGAGAGGAGCCCAAUAGUCCAACUGGUCUACUGGUACAGCAACCAUAUGCAGCCGAUGGAGUCGACGAAGCCAAUGCCUUGGUCCAAUUCCCAGCUUCUAUUACAGAGACCGUGUCACCCUCUUUGUCUUCUCCAAGAUCAAUCCAAUCAACAAAAUCCUCUAAGCCGUUGCAACCGCUAAACGAACGGGAAGCUAUAUUGUUGAGGAAUUUCGUUGAAAAUAUGGCGCUCUGGGCUGAUAUCACUGACCCUCAACGUCAUUUUGAAACAGAGGUUUCAGCUCGGGCAUUGAAGGAGCCUGUCUUGCGCUAUGCAAUUUUUGCAUUUUCCUCGUGCCAUCUUGACCGACGGGACAGCAGCGAUGUAACAGAGGCACUGCAGUACCAUAAUUGCUGUUUAGAACUGCUUAUUCCAGUGCUCUCUGGGGCUCGUGAGCACAUCACCGAGGACAUACUAGCUGCAGUCGCUAUACUCCGUCAGCAUGAGGAAAUGGAUGGGGAGGACAAUCAAUUCCAUCUCACUGGUACAACUCAUAUCCUAAAUACGGUAUCAACCUUUGGUUCUUCAGGUGGCCUGGGUGAAGCCGCUGCUUGGCUUUGUUUGCGGCAGGAUAUCUAUAUCUCGCUAACUAGCCAACGGCCUCUGCGGACCAACUUACAAAGCUUCUACCAGUCAGAUGUGUUUCAAAGAAAUGACGACUUUGCAUGGUCAAGCAAAAUGGUCUUCCUCCUUGCUAAUAUUCUCCAGGGUGCUUUUACGGACUCCACUAUAACACAUGAGGCAGACCAGAUCGAAGAGUGGUAUUCCGCUAAACCGCACACCUUCGACCCGGUUAGAUCAAUCCCACAAGGUUCUGGGCCAGAUCAACGACUCCCUACCAUGUGGAUGCUGCUACCCGUGCAUGUUAUUGGAAUUCAAUAUUACCAUAUUGCCAAGAUUGUUUUGGCGCUUUCCGAGUCUUCACGGGCAUCUUCCACCUAUGAAAGUUUGCGGCAUUCUCGAACAGUGGAGAAAAAUGUACGCCACCAUCUGCUCACGGUCCUCGGAUUGGCACAUUCCAACGCGAAGGCCGAGAACACGCUAUUUACUGCACGUCACAGUCUAGUCGCCUGGGGAUGGGUCCUUCGGAAUCCCCUCGACCAAAGGGCUGCGGAAUCAGUGUUACAAUCCAUGCAUGCAAGGACUGGUUGGAAUAUGAACUCGCUCAUUCGGACAUUGCGCGCACAGUGGCAAGAGGUGGACGAGAAUAUGAACUAG